Molecule: messenger RNA, 8074 nt
Organism: Dunckerocampus dactyliophorus (ringed pipefish)
Lineage: Eukaryota; Metazoa; Chordata; Actinopteri; Syngnathiformes; Syngnathidae
Gene: fam113
Product: family with sequence similarity 113
Exons: 9
Coding region: 508-1602 (364 amino acids)
Source: RefSeq, a predicted model, not a curated record
UGUUCUGAAGAUAUUAGCGACAAAUGGAGUCACGGCGAAUCAUGAUAAAGAAAGUAAUGGUAUGAAUUCCGAGUGUCCUGAAACGCCUCGUGAUCAGAACAACCGUCAGACGAGAGCUAUUGCUUUUUAAAUGUACAGAUACAGAGUUAUUUACUCCACUUAUUUGCGAAAUCAAGAAUGUAACGACAUGAAUGGUAAUGUUUUGAAUGAUGUUUUGAAACUAUUAGCUACAUGGAGUUACGUGGAAUCGUGAUAAGGAAAGUAAUCAUAUGGAUUCCAAGAGUCCCCAAAGGCAGCGUGAUCAGGCCAAUCGCGGAAGCACCUGCUGACAACAGAAACUCAGCCGCUAGUUUUCGAAUAUAAAAUUCUGCUAUUUCUUAAAAAAAAUAAGGGUCCAACUGACGUUGGCUGAUAGACGGCAACAGAUUAUCGAUAUAUAAAACAAAACUUCAAAGCUUAGUAAAAGUUAGCUUUAGUAUACGUCGACGAGUUGCACUUGUUUCCACAAUGGAGCAAAUGACGUUUGUGAGCCACCAUCAUGUCAGCGAGCUCUUCCACAACAAGUUCAUUGUGGUGCUGGGAGACUCUAUUCAGCGGUCCGUCUACAAAGACCUUGUCUUGCUUUUACAGGAGGAGAAAUACCUCAACUUAGCACAACUCAAGCGAAAGGGUGAGAUGAGCUUUGAACAGGACUGCCUGGUAGAAGGUGGUUGCCUGAGCCUAUUGCACAAUGGCACAGAGUACCGGGAGGUCCGGCAGUACCAGUCCGCGCACCACCUGGUUCGGUUCUACUUUGUGACGCGCAUCUUCUCAGACUACAUGGAGAGCAUCUUCAAUGACUUCCGUCAUGGUUUGAAACCAGAUUUGGUCAUCGUCAACUCCUGUGUUUGGGACAUUUCAAGCUUAUGUCACAGCCUUCAUGUAAGUUGUGAACCUCCCUGUAGGUAUGGUUUAAAAUGGGGUGAAAACUACAAGGAGAACCUCAGUAGGUUCUUUGAAGAGUUGAAUGAGAUCCUCCCAAUUGAAAGCUUGGUCAUAUGGAACCUCACCAUGCCCCUUGCAGAGACUAUCAAAGGUGGCUUCUUGGUUCCUGAGAUCUCUGACAGGGCUGCCAAUCUACGUCACGAUGUAAUCGAAGCCAACUUCUACAGCGGAGCCCUAGCCAACGCCUACAAGAUGGACGUGCUGGACCUCCACUUCCACUUUCGCUUCUCCCUGCAUCAUCGUAUUAAAGAUGGUGUCCACUGGAAUGCUCUGGCCCACCGCCGGAUAACCACCCUGUUGACACUGCACGUGGCAGACGCCUGGGGUGUGAAACUGCCGCUUAAUUCCAAUGCAAGAAUUCCUGUUGCUUAUCAGCUGCCAGCCCAGCAAAUUGUUCAGAGACAUGAAGCGCACCCCCCAAGAAACAACUUUUGUCCCAAUCCUGCUCGCGUCAACGGCUUCAUGAACUUUGAGGCUAUCCCACCAGCAUACUGGUAUGAAGAUGAAGCAUUCUAUGGAUCUUCCUUUCAUCACGACCCACUUCCAUACGGAUCACGAGCAAGCUGUAACCAAGCCCAGCUGACUUCGGGUGAGAGGUGGGAACUAGUGGUGGACUAGUCGCCAGCCAAUCACAGGGCACAUAUAGACAAGCACCCAUUCUCACUCACAUUUACACCUACGGACAAUUUACAAUACCCAGUUAGUGGAACAUGCAUAUUUUUGGAAUAUGGAAGUUGUGUGCAGAGUACCUGGAGAAAACACACACACACACACACACACACACAGAGAGAGAACUCCAGUCAGAUGCACAAAUGGAGAUUCAAACCCUCAACAUGCUGACCACUCGGCCACCGUGUGGCGCCAUUAUUAGUUUUUAUAACUGAAAUUAAUUUCAAACAAAUUACUGUACAGUUACAUUCCAACAUGAAAAUCAUGUAGAAGAUUAAUGUCAAGUGGUUGCUUUUAUUAUAGGAAUUAUUACAAAUACAAGGGAGUGUGUCUGAUGCAAUUAUAGAUACUGUAUAUACACAAGCAUAUCUCAAAUUUGAAUCUGGAAUUUUUCCGCAAUUCAGUUCAAAAAGUUAAACAUGAAGUAUUUGAAGUAUUUUGAACGUAUUAAUCAUUUUGAUGAUUAGCCUACAACUGACAAAAGCCCCAAACUCAGAAGGCCUAACCCAGAAAAAAUUGAAAAAUCGUUAAUUCCAGUAUUGUAGACCACUGGUUUGUGCUGUAAUCGGCAAAUGAACUGCAAAAACUUCAUGAACCUUUUAGUUGUUCCGUUAGUCUGAUUUGAACUCCUAUCAUGUAACUUUUGCACCAUAUUUCAAUUCAUUGAGAUGUACCCGUAUAUGACAAUUUAGCUAAUUUCCCUGGAAAGUGACAAGUGAAAUCCAAAUCACUAAAUCUUGUAUUAACCCUAUAAACAUGAGAAAAUAUCACAAGUAGGAAUGGGAAUAAAAGAAGCAAUGCGUUGCGCCUCAGGCCAUGAGGAGGCGGUGCACGUUUUGCAGUUGCUGCUGCGACAGGACAAGACGGUGGACUUGUUCUUGUCCCCGGGUGCAAGGAAUGGCGACGCGGCCCACAAACACUGUUCCGCCAUUCUUCUCUUCUUUGGCCUAAGAAACAGUACACAAGAUGAAGAGAAAGCCAUGCUGGUGAAUGCGUGCUACUGUACACAGUGUGCACCCAGUGGGGCCUCACCUUGACAAAUGAGGAGACUGGGAAGGUGGCAAAGUCAGUUGCAGCCUUUGCUCCAGGCUGAUGGGACACCACAUGCUCGGCUACUUCACCCUUCAAGAAGAACUUGAAUAUUCAGAACCACAUUCAAGUGUUGCUCAUCUAAAGUACAAUAUGCUUUUACCUUGAGUUUGGCCAGAGCAUCGCUAAGGUUUUGCAGCCGUGCGGUCUGCUCAAGCAGCUGGGAGCUGGCACUGACUGGUGGUAGAAAGUGGGAAACCGGAAAGUCAGAUUUGGAAAAUGCCAGAAAAAAAUAUUUCACAGCUGUGACGUGUGCACACACCUGACGUCUUCCCGGUGAUGUCCACCACUUUUACCUCUGCACUCAGCUUGAGAAGGGUCGCUAGCAGCUGGUCAGUCCUGCGGUAGAUGCCUGUAUUAAGUCCCUCAGGUGGCGUGGAGCUCUCUGUGGAAAUCUGGGGCAGUUUGGGAGGGCAGAGAGGAGGCAGGGAGGCCAGUUGUGCGCUCAUCUUCUCUGCCUGGAUGGGGAAACACACUUGGUCAAUCCACGAUCACAAGAACAGUUUAGUUGUAGCAGAAUACCUUAAGUCUGUUAUUUUCGUUCUUGAGGCGUUUAAUGCCGAGUCUCUGAGCUUCAAGCUGCUGCUGGAGAAGAGGAGAGUCCACCACUUGCAUUGGUCCUGAUAUUGUUUGGGACAAAGCUGCAGAAGGAGGACAUAGGAGCACUGUGAUUCCUCAUCAAAAUAAUUUGGCGUACAUCUGAAGCUAUUUCCACAUUACUUUGUGUGGACAUGUCAUUCACUUACUCCCUGCUGGUCCUUGAACAACAGAGGCAAUUCCAGAAGCAGGCAUGCCUCGCAAGCCUUCUAUGGUCAUCUUUGAUUGAUUAUUGAUGCGCUGUUUCAGCUCAGCCUUCUCUGCUUCCAGCUGGUCAAUGUCAGCUUGGAGAGCAUCCAUCGUCUCCUCAAAUUCCCUGCGUUUGUGAAAAUUGACAGCGUGUGAGCAAGCACGGGAUGGCACAUGAGAGAAAUUAUGAUCUCUUCUCACUUUUCUUUCUUCUUCAGCAAGUCAAGGUUCUUAUCCAGUUUGGUUUGGAUCUUCUCCACACGUUCAUCUGCGUCCUUGGUGGACGUGUCCAGCUUUUUCUCAAGCAGGCUCAGACGGACGUUAGCCUCACUCAGCUCUUCUCCCUAAAAAAGAUUUUGUUUAACUUCUCUACACAAAAUGUGAAUUUCAUAGUUUGACUGGAAGACCUUGAUCUUGAGGGACUUCUUAAGCUCCUUGAUGACUGUUUCUCUGUCUUCUAGUUUAACUCCAAGACCCUCAGCGUCCGUCAUCUCAGCUCUGACCGUAGCUGCUCUCGUUUCCACUGGAGGACUCUAAUAUCAGAGUUAUUACAGGUUAAUGUGCGAUUCAAAUAUCCUGGUACAUUAAGGAGACAAAGUUAAGGACAAAUACCUUGCCCUGUGGUUUGUCUGCAUCAUACUCUCCUUCCUGCAUGGCUGUGGCUGUCUUGUUCAUUGUAGCGAUGAUAGCAUUGCAAGACUGACGUAGACACUCGGGGCCAUUAAGACCAUGAGCAGCAUACACCUAUGUGGGAUGCAAAGAGAACACCUUGAACAACCUUCCCCUGUCCACUGGUCUCAAAAUAAAUUUCAAUAAUCCCCUACCUGCUCCACAGCCUUGCAUACAGUAUCCUCCAAUUUAAGAGCAUUCAAUCCUUCCUGAUCACCAAGUGAGGCGAUCAUCUGAGCUCCAGCUGCUGCCACUUCCUGGAGCACGGCAACCACACGGGUCAGUUGCCGUCUGCACUCAGUCAGCCCCUCGGACACCUUGCACAACACGAAUAAGCUCUGCUUGUUUUUUGUGUUUUAUGAUAAGGCCCAACUGAGUUGUCAUGUAUACAUUGUAUGCCUAAUAUUGUAUAUAUUGUGUGCCUGUUAUACCUGUUGUCCAAAAUGGAGAGCGGCGGGCGCCCCGACAGCAUCCGUACCAGGCAUGCGACGGCGGAUCUUCUUACAGAACUGCUUGAUGUCUGAGCAGGAAGUGUCCAGGUCUUUCAGUAGAACAGCCAGUGUAGAGUUUUCCUGGCCCACCGCUAGGAAUGCCCUCAGACGACCUACCUCCACUCCCAUACAGUCCAAGGCACUCUGGAUAAACUGCAGUCAGAGGUUGAAUUGCUGAUUUGGUUGUGAGUACCCACACAGCAAACUUAUUCACUUCACAAGGAUAUGUUGCCCCAUUGAAGGAAAGGCUUUAAUUACCUUAAUGUGGUCAGCUAGUUGCACUGUGCAGUCCUCUGUGUGAUCUGCCAGGUGAACGCUGUACAAUUGCUUGAGGCCAGAACAAACUGACUUAGACAGUUUCUAUUACAAGGGCUAUAAUCUGUGUGCACAGAGAAGAAUAUUCUGUUACCUGGUAAUAUUUGAUGGCCUUGGUCAGCGGUUCCACCUGAACAGUUUCAUCCAGUUGGUCUUUGUGCAGCAAGUCGAUGAAAUAAUCCAGAGAUCGCUCGUGGAAGCUCAUUUCAGAGUAGAGCGUACCCAUGCGCUUAAAAACCUCCACUGUGCACAUAUUCAGAGCUCUGGUGGAACAAGAGAGGACAUUAUCAAUUAUGCUGCUACACCCUAGUAUUUGUAAGUAAUGAAGGAUGUGCCUUACUGCUCAUAUUUGUGCAAGGUGGCCUGCAGCAAACUGAGGGAGUACACCAGUCCUGAUGCGAAACUACGCUGUUCUCCUGGAGGCCCCUUGAGUGCUGUGCCUUGGGCCAGGUUCCCAUUCAAGUCAAAUUUUUCCUGCGCCUGUUUGCUGAUUAGCUCAGCCUUUGUUGGACAGAUAUGAAGACGCACAUUACAGAAAUGGGCUCAACCACCAAAAGUAGACUGGUAGAUUUUUAACUGGCCCUCCUACCUUGCAAAUGAUCCUGGGGAUGAGCAGGAGCACCAGUAUGCACUCGUGGUCUCCACCAUGACGGAGGAAAGAAUCGGGCAUGAAGGAAGUAAGGAGAGAUACUUGCCGGUUCAGCUGAGCCACUUCCAUUUUCCUCAGCUCCAUCUCAAUGGCCUAAAGACACACACAGUUGAUCAGCAGAAUGAAGGAAGCACAUUGGACAUUGAAGAAGCAGCAUCGUCCUACCUUGGCAUACGCCUUUGUUUCUGCAAAUUUGAUCUUGAAGUCAAAAAGUUCUGUUGGAGGUUGUUGAACUUGUUCAGUACUUGCACUCUGCUGAGUCAUCAGCUCUUUGUUGGCCUCCUGGUGCACAUAAUCAAAAUACAUAAAGCGCGUAGUGCUUCCAUAUUGACAAUACCUUGACGUACACCCACCUGUAGUCUACUAGUGAGGUCUCUGUAUUUGCUGAUGGUCUGCUGGUAAUCAGCCACUGUCUCCUGGGCAGCCUCCACCCUCUUGUCCGCCUCUCUGACUUUUGCGGCACCCAGGUCCAGCUGCUCUCUCAGCUCCAUUUCAGUCUCCCUGGCAUUCUCCUGGAGCUCGUCAUUCAUUUCAUUAAUUGACUCCUGUUGGCACAGAAGGAUCCGUUUUUUGGGGGUAAUUUUCACCGAGUGUCUGUGUUUAAUCAAAGAAGCUUUUUGUAGAGAAACUUAAAUGAGAGACACUCCUACUCCAUAGGAAUAAAGUCACACUGACCAGAUCGGUCACAGUUUCUCUCAGCUCUCUGACUUUCUCCUCAAGGUCAAGAUUCCUCUCUGUCAGAGUCUCAACCAUCUCCUCUGAGCCAAGGGCGGCAUCCACCUGGUACAACAUGAACAUAAACCCUCAGACACAAGUUUGAAGAAAGUAUUCACAUUUGUAAUAGUUUCACCUGUUCUUUUAGUUCAUCGAUUGUGGCCUCGGCCUGCUUGACCUCCACCUGCAAUUUUUCCUUCUGAGUCCUCAGGGUCUCCAUCUCUGUGUUCUUCUUCUCCAUCUGCUUUUGCAGCUUCACAUGCUCCUGUUUCUCAGAAGCAGACAGGUCACGCAUCCUGGGAAGAAAAGUUGUCUUUAUAGCUUAAGCCUAAGCUCAUGUUUAAACUUAACUUUGUCUGAGUGCAUUCUUAAAACUUUUGUUUUUUUGUACAAUCUCACCUGACCAGGGCCUCCUUUAGCCUGCUGUUCUGCUCCUCUAGCUGUUUAACAUGGUAACUGGAGGCAGCGCCAUCUGAGCCUGCAGGAGAAACAACAGAAGGGAAGAGUCAAUCCGCAUUUGUCAAAUGGGCGAGUGGCGUACAAACCUUUCUCUGAAAUCUCGUGUCGAAGGAUCUCCAGGUCCAUGGAAAGUUCCUCCACUCUCUCCUUCAGUGUGUCCACCUCCACCUGCAGUGACUCUGCUCGCUCUUCAGCCAUCUCUUUGUCUAGAGUAGCCAUCUCGAUGGCAUCUGCUGUGUCCGACAUCUCUUCCAUGUAGUGGUCCUUGGCCUCCUGAGCAUCACGUGCUUCCUAGAAGAAUGGAACAAAAAGAAAUUAGCUGUUGUGACAGUGCUUUGUCUUUAAUCCUCUCAGUUUUUAAUAUUCAUUCACUUCAUACAGUUGAAGUAUACAUUAUUACUUUAUUGUGCCAUAUAUUGUUUUUACCCUUUUGGCUUCUUUGAGUUGCUUCUGCAGGUCAGCCUGCUGUUCCUGCAUUUUGGUUUUCCACUCCUGAAGUUGCUCCAGUUGGAUCUUGUGCUUCUCCAGCUCCUUCAGUUUGACCUUGUCCUCAGUGCGCUUCAUCUUCAGCGUCUCCAGCUUCUCCUCCAGGUCCUUGACCUGUGACCGCAGUGACUCCUCCUCCUGGAAGCAAUAGACAGACAAUAGGUAGAAGAAAGCAGGUUGGUAAAAUUAAAUUUUGUGGUGCUGCUAUGGGAAGGAUUUGCACCUGCUACAAUAACACCCAUUACCCAAGAUUUUUUACAACAUUGGUCAGAACCCAUCACCAGCACAAAUGAUGAUAAAUGUUCUUGCUCCAAAGUGAAUUAAGUGGGAUUUAAACCCUCAAUUGAAACACACCAUUAAAAGUGGAGGAGCGUGCAUUCUGAGUUAGUUUGUGGACACAUGCCAUCAGCAUGCAUGCAGCAGUUAGAAAACUACCUGUUUGGAAAUGGUAGGUUCCGCCUGGUCCAACAAUAGCAACAUGGAUGGAAUGAAAAUACAUUGAAAUUAAAAUGAUAUGAAAUGGAAACGUGACAUACCUAUAUGAAAACAUUUGAGUGACAGUUAUUUAAAUACCAACUGUUACACCCUUCUUUCUGAGUAACCCACCUUGCUGGGAGUAGCAGGAACAGAUGUUGCUGCUGCUGUCGGCGAUCCACCAGGCUGAGGGAUGACAGGAGCACCCAGUGCACCCUGGGGGGUGGACAGGCCCACCUCGUUGACAUCACCAGAUGACAGACUCUCACGAGAAGCCUGAAAAAAGAAG